Nerophis ophidion (straightnose pipefish) is the source of this 1467-nucleotide messenger RNA. Its product is annotated as oocyte zinc finger protein XlCOF19-like. The transcript has 3 exons. Gene Ontology annotation, cellular component: nucleus. The record is from RefSeq and is a predicted model, not a curated record. The coding region runs from base 416 to 1291 and encodes 291 amino acids. Gene Ontology annotation, molecular function: DNA-binding transcription factor activity, RNA polymerase II-specific; RNA polymerase II cis-regulatory region sequence-specific DNA binding. Lineage: Eukaryota; Metazoa; Chordata; Actinopteri; Syngnathiformes; Syngnathidae. Gene Ontology annotation, biological process: regulation of transcription by RNA polymerase II.
GCAAACGGAUCGGGCAAAUCCAGUUACUCGGGCGGUGACACAUCGGUUAGCAUUUUAGCAUUUAGCAUUGCUCAAGCUUGCCAGUGUGCUCACUACAAGACACCAAAAUGUUGAAAGAGUUGGUGAAAGCGCGACUAAUGGUGGCAGCUGAUGAAAUAUUCGCGCUGUUUGAAAGCACGAUAACGUCGUACGAGGAGGAACUUUCUCGAACGAGAGAGGAGAAGGAGCGACAUCGACAACAACUGGAAGCUGCUCGCAAAACUCAAAUUGUGCUACACGUUGAAGCACAAUCCCAUUCAAGAGGAGACAAACAUUACAGGGAGACAGAACAGGAUCACUGACGGGUCUGACAACUUCCGGCGCCCCUUACAAAAAAGAUGGCCAGCAGCAGCGUCGUCAAGAAGAACAUCCCCCUAUGCCACGGGAGGGAAGUUCCAGGUUGAAUCAGGAGGAUCCACAGCCCCCCCACAUUAAAGAGGAAGAGGAGGAACUCUGGAUCAGUCAGUCAGAGGAAGAGUGUUUUCUCGGCCCGCAGGAGGCUGAUCUCACCAAGUUGCCUCUGACGGGUGUCUCUGUGAAGACUGAAGACCAUGAAGACAAACCCCAAGUUGACCACCUCUUAGCUCCUCUAUCAGAUAGUGAGGACAUAACCUCACACUUUGCUGAGGAUGAAGACGAGGACAACACCCAAGAACCUUUGAGCAGCGAUACAGACUGUGAGGAUGGUAUGAGGACUCAAACUGACAACAAACACCCCGAAUGCUCUGAAAAUAAGACGGACAAAAAACGCUUUACCUGCUCGGUUUGUGCCAAAAGCUUUUGCGUCAAAAAGGAUUUUGUCCGACACACGAGAACGCACACGGGGGAAAAACCUUUCAGCUGCUCGUUCUGCAGUCAACGGUUCACUCAGAAAGACAAUAUGAUCUCGCACAUGAGAACACACACCGGAGAAAAGCCUUUUAGUUGCUCACUUUGCUGCAACAACUUUUCUCAGAGGUCCACGUUGACGGCACACAUGAGAACACACACGGGGGAAAAGCCUUUCAGCUGCUCAGUUUGCACCAGCACUUUUUCUCAUAAGGGCUCCUUGACCGUGCACAUGAGAAAGCACACGGGGGAGAAACCUUUUAUUUGUUCAAUAUGCGGCGAUACCUUUUCUCGGAGAGCCAGUAUGGAAUUGCACAUGAGGAAACACACAGGAGAAAAACCUUUCAGUUGUUCGGUUUGCAAUAAAAGCUAUUACCAUAAGAAGAGCUUGAGAGCGCACAUGUCAACACACGAUGCAGAGUAAAUGUUUUCAUGUCCGGUUUGUGCUCGAGUGGUUGAGUCGUUAGAGUUUCCCAUGUAUUCAAAAUUAAACGUAAGACUGCCACAUGUAAUAAACAUAAAUAUAUACGGUAUAUAUAUUUUUGGGGUAUUUUUUAAAGGUUUUGUGAGACAGUAAAUAAAACUUCACUUUGCAGGCGA